AUUCUUUUCAGCUGUCUGUGAUAAUAUGAAAUCAAGUGAAAAAUAACCGGAUACUUCGGAAUAAAGAGAUGGCUUUCAGAAACCUUCCAAAUCGCAAUGAUGUACUUCAGUGGUCCCCGAAUCAUUUGGCUGACUAUUUCAGAAUGCUGGACUGGAAAGACUGUGAAAAAGUCGUUAAAAAGAACAGUAUUAGUGGGCAGAGAUUUCUGAACAUGUCUGAAAAUGACAUUCAAAGGUUCCCCAUACUACGGGUGCCGCAGAUUCAUCAGCUGUGCCAGGAGAUCAACAAAAGGGAGGAAAAAAGGAGCUUCUUCCAGAAGAGGCAUCAGAAUCAAAUAAUGCAGGAAUCUACAGAUUACAGACCUGAUGAGGACAUUGGAUGGGAUUCAGACGAAUUUACGGAGGAUGAUGAUGACUAUGAGGACCCAGACCAAGAGCAAGAGUCUGAGGAUGAUGAUGGAGAUUAUGAAUCACCAAAUGAAGAUGGUGAAGGACACAACAGUGACAAUGACUAUGAACCACCUCCUUCAAAUGAUGAAGAAGCUCAUCAGAUCAAGAUAUGUGCAGCAAAACCAAUUUCCAAUGACUCGGACUAUGCAGAUAAACGAUCAACGUUAAAAUCAGCUAACCACCCGCCCAUCCCCCCUCAGCGUCCUGGGUCAGUGCCAAUUGUACCAGCUGGAAACAAGGGCAAUAUUUCAAACAUGUUCUCCAAUCUAUCAGUCAAUGAGGACCCAGGUCACAGCAAAGAUCGAGGUUUCUCAUCGCCUGGUUACAGAGCUCCCAUGGUCGACAGGAGUAGGAAACCUGCUUUAGACCAGUCAGCCUCCACACACAGUGAAAGAGAUUCCCCUUCAAUGGUGAAGAAACCUCCAUUCCUGGAUAAGCCUGCCAUACCCGGACCGCCCAGACCUCAUUUUGGCAACAGAUCCGAUCCAUCCGCUAGGAUGCCAAAACCAGCCAUGCCAGUGGACAGAAGUAAUUCAUCACUGGGACGGAGGCAAACUUCUCCAAGACCAGGUAUACCGGACAGAAGGCUAGAUGAAGAGGAAGAUAAUUUUGCUCAGAGACCUUUACCUCGACCAGUUGACUCUGCUUUGAAUGCCAACACAUUCCCAUACAGAACUCCCCGACCAGGACCAAAGCCCAGUUUCUCUGGAGGCAAUCAGCUGGCACUUAUCAAUCCAGAAAGUCUUACACCAAGCGGAUCCUUGCCGCCACGUUUUCAACAAGAGACCAUGCAGUCUUUCUCAAGAGGUCCCAGUGAUUCCAGACCCCCACUGCCUUUACCAGUUAAUAAAGGACGACCAAUACCACCAUCACCACAAGAACAGGGUCUGUCCAGGGAAUGGUAUGUGGGUGAUAUUGGUCGAUCGGAAGCUGAAUUGGCUCUUCGCAACAUUAAUGAGGACGGUACUUUCUUAGUGAGAGACAGCUCAAGGAGAAGCAUUCAGCAACCUUACGUCCUAAUGGUGCUGUACGGAUAUAAAGUAUACAAUAUUCAGAUCCGUUAUCAGGAGGAGACCGAUGUGUACUUGUUGGGAACAGGACUGAGAGGAAAGGAAAACUUCGGGUCAGUGACAGAGAUUAUUGAGUAUCACAAACAGGCACCGCUUCUGCUGAUUGACGGAAAAGAUCGGAGCGGAGUGCACCGGAAUCAGUGUGUGCUGACAUAUCCAGCAGGACAAUAAAAACACUGCGACUCACUGAAUUACAGGCACUUGGAGUGCAGCCUGUGGGAAACUGUCAGAUCCUUCACUGGGAAAGAAAAAUAUGUGUUGUCUCACAUUUGGAUUCACCCCCCCCCCCACAACCCUGUGUUCUCUGUAUACUGUAAUAUGGGCAAAAUGUUGCAUAACUUUUCUUAUUACUUUUCCAGCAGCUGUGUGGCACAAUAUUAAUGGGGCAGUAGCCACUCCUUACAAGGAGCUAUUGCCCCCAAACAAACUGUCUGCCCCUGAUACACCAUCCCAUCUGUCACGCCAUCCUCCCGACCCCUCCCGACACACCGUCCCCCCAGCACGCCGUCUCCCCGUCACACCGUCUCCUCGACACGCUGUCCCUCCUGUCACACUAUCUCCCCGACACGCCGUCCCCCCCGACACGCCGUCCCCCCCGACACGCC
Molecule: messenger RNA, 2125 nt
Organism: Carcharodon carcharias (great white shark)
Lineage: Eukaryota; Metazoa; Chordata; Chondrichthyes; Lamniformes; Lamnidae
Product: lymphocyte cytosolic protein 2-like
Exons: 21
Coding region: 69-1691 (540 amino acids)
Biological process (GO): cell surface receptor protein tyrosine kinase signaling pathway; intracellular signal transduction
Molecular function (GO): protein binding
Source: RefSeq, a predicted model, not a curated record